CAAUUUGUUCUGUGGGUGAACAAGGGGCGAUAUUACGGUGAGUUCCACAUUUUUUUGGUCAAAGCUGUGGUGAAGUUAUAACGACUACUCUCAGUCAUCCCUUGCGUACUUGGAAUGCCAGAAAUUAAACGAUUCUACGAAAGGAAAAACAAAGCAUUAUCUCCUUUUGGGAAUUUUUUUUUUCGACUACAUCGCUAGGAGUUUGGUUUGAACAAGUUGGCCCAAUGUUUUUCUAGUUUUGAUCCAUUUCCAUCCUGGCCACCUAAAGCCAAAGUUGAGGCAUUGGAGUGGACCCAUUUUAAUUAAAACGGAACCGUAAUUUUAGGGCUCUCAUUCAUUCACGCUAUCUGAACUGCAAUUAAGAUAGCUUCAGCCAGGUCUUCUUCUGCGUGUGCGUUUAACCCCGACAGUACUUCCCUUUAAGUGAAAAUGUGUUGGUUUUUUUUUUCAUCAGAAACAAAAACGUAGGACAUUAUACGUUUUUUGCAUCAAAUGGAAACUCGGAAAAAAAAAACCCUGGCCUAAUUUAAUACGUGACCCAUUUUCAGACAAUAGGCGACCCCAUGUCAUGAAUCAGCCUUUUGCGGCACUAACCUUCUUCUCUUUUACUGAAAGCGUCUAGUUUUUUUCGGUAAGAAACAAAAAGCGUAUGACCCCAAUUAAAAAAAUUCGUGACCCAUUAUCAGACAAGGUGUCAUAAACACAAUAGACGACCCCAUGUCAUGAAUCAGCUUUUAAGGCACUAAAAUGCACAACAGUUCUGCAUCUUUCGGUUGAAAAGCUUGUGUCUCUUCCGUGCUCCUGAAGACAGGUUUGUUUAAGAUUAUUUUUCUUUAACGAAAUGUUUUUGUAAAGAACCCUAAUGUCGUGUGUUUGGCAAAUGCCUUUCUUGUGAAAUGGGUUCAUCUUUCUUUUGUGCCCCACAUUGUACAGUCGAACGCUGCUUCCAGGCGCACACCCGCUUAAUACGGACACCUCAUUAUUACAGACAGUUUGCUUUGUCCCUGGGGGAAAAAAGCCCUUACAUUUUCUCUAGACUCAACCCUGCUUAAUACGGACACCCGUUGAUGGGGACAACGGACACUUGUUUCUUGCCCAAUCAACAGAUUCUCAUACAAAGUCAACCUCGCUAAUGCGGACACUUUAUUACCCAAUUAACUGAGUGCUGUAAUAGGCCUUUCCUUUUGGAAUGUAAAAACCUUUAGUUGAAAUCAUGUCGAUGUUUCUAGAGCUACGCGGUACACCGAAUUAAGGAUGAACUGUGAUAUCAAACGAGUUAUGUAGCGAACAGUUUUUGAUUACGUAAUGUAUAAUGGAGGAUUUUAGAGUAGUUUCAUUGACAUAGUCACUGACAUAGUUCGCGGAAUGACGGCUUUGAGAAAAUUAGAUUUUGCACAUGAAAAGUUCGACAUGUAUGUAAGAGGCGUUCCUAAGUCGAGUCGGAAAGAAAGGACCUAACCGUUCGAAAUUGAUUGAGACGCCUAACUUUCUAUUUACUUAAUUCAAGUUAUGUCUACAUUAUACCGGAUAGCUUUUCAGUGCGACAUAAAAUUUACAAUCCGGUAUAGUAUUAACACCUGUAGUGGCAUAGAAACCUAUCCUGUACACAGCUUCAUGAUUCACUACGUCACAGAAACCGCGGCGAAAUCACCAUUCUCGUGAGUGAACUGCAUGAGUUCCUCUGAUUCCUGUCCGAUAUGGUUUCUUGCCGGUACAAAAGCUAUCGGUUAGGUUCGGCCCAUGAAAAUUCUUGGCGUCCUUGAUCAGCUUCUGACCUGAAACGCUGCCCAUUUGCCGUUUAAAACCACACCACCCAUUGCUGGGUUAUUAAUUUUUAGUAAUUUAGCGUACACCCGAGGAAUUCGAUAAUGUACUGAAAGCUUGGAGCCGAAUUUCAAGGCGACGCCUGCAUAUGCAUCGGGUAAUUACCGACAAAUGUCUAUCUGGCUUGUUUCAAUAUUUUUGGAACGUCUAUCUGAAUGAAGCGGCGUCUCGCGUCACUUUCCACAUGUGUGUGAUGUCGUUCUUUAAGUAUCAAAUAUAAAAAUAGAGUUCGCAUCCUCGGUAUGUUUCGAGAACACAUACUUAUAAAGCGCUAUAUCAACAGCACCGCUUGAAACGAAGAAAAAAAGCACUUUCUUUGAGUGUCAGUGUAUUUAGCACGAAAGUACUAAUUGGGGCAGACACUAUUUUUACUUCUCCUAGUGGAGACGGGGCCGCCUUUUUACGUGGUCGUCCUAGCCACGCGAAGAUCGCGAGCAAUUUGCAUGGCAAAGGGAGUACCUACGUUGCUCAGUUAUUUUAAGAUCUGAAGUAUUGGUCCGGCCCCGGGAAUCAACCUGCGACCUCUCGCUCUGCAGUCAAACGGUAUAUCAACAGCACCGCUUGAAACACAACCAUUUACUUUAAAAAGCAAACAUGCUCCUUGCACGUUAGGUCAACUAGCUGGCCACGUACUGCAAGAGCAUUUUCGACCAGAACUCGGCAUCUUCGUGACGUGUUACCCGGGAGAACGACCAAAACCAUCUAGGAUUUAGCUUGAGAAUUUAUUUCUUGUGUUCAGUUAUUUAAUUACCAAAUAAGUACCUUCCGACAACACACACGUUGAUUAGCAAUUAUUUAUAGCAAUAUCAACAGCAUCGCGUGAAACGAAGACUCAUCUGCAGUCAAAAAUGCCCCUUGCACAUGAUGUCAUCUAGCUAAUCACACAAAGCAGGUGCACUGCAUGUGGACCAUAACUCAGCAUUUUUCAGUCAUCAAUUUGGCAGAGCAAAUAUAAGUUAACUACCCGCAAGUAGCAACAAAACAGGAAGGCUGGACAAAAUAUAGGGUGCUGAGUAAUGUAGUUGCGGCAAAUAAAACAUGUAACCCAAGCUCGAAAUAUGACCGUCGGCUUUGUUGCUUAGCGUUCGAAUAUAGGGAUUUGUAUGGGAGGAAAAAAUCGGGAAUCGGGAACCACACAAGCCAGAAGAAACACACAACUUAAGCGAGGUUAGUCAAAUUUUAGUUAAAUCUUUUCACAUCCGUAGGCUACAGAAACAACCAUUCCUCCCUCCCCCAUCCCCCAUGCAAUUAGUUCGAAUUCAUCCCAAGUUAUAUUUCGAAAGUCACGCAACAGUGCCGAUGGUCAUAUUUCCCAACGUUAUUUCGAGCAUGGACCACCUGUGAAAAUACACGAAAUGACCGCUAAAGAACUGAAAUUUGGUUAUUACAAUAUGUCGACUGAAGAUGCCGAAGGUACGAGUUAUCAGACUUCAGAGUAUUUGCGGACAUGUCAUGUUCUUGUUUUUCGAAUAUUUUUCGUAUUGUAGUUUUGACUCUCUAACAUUCUCAGGUGAAACGUUUCAUUUGCGUACCCAAAAUCUGAAAAAACGAGUUUUUUAGUUGUUCUAGACUUGAGGGCAUAAAAUAUUGUAGGAAUGUACAUCAGAGACAUGUUUGAAUAAUUAUUGGAUAUUUACAGGCGCCAGCUUAUUUCAGGCAUCAUUCAAUAAAUUCAAAAUUGAUUUGACAUAAAGAAAAUUUGUAGGUCGGAUAUUAAGAUUGAUAAAGGAGGGUGCUUUUGAAAAGGUCAUCAAAAGUUUAAAGGCUCGUUUUUGGAGGAGAAGUAACUUUUCUAAAUUAGACUGUGAAGUUUGACCCCAGAGCUAAUUCCAUUUGUAAGGUGAGGAUAAAACGAGACUGGUAUAACUUGACUAAACUAGAGAGUGGUAAAAUGCCUUAAUUUAAACAACCAUUCCAAAGAUUACGGUCUUGCUGGUUCUAAGAGCGACAAAUUCGAUCAGAGGUAAUUUUUCCAGUUAAAGGUCCUUGUCUAUGAACAUACUGAGAUAUUUGACAAAAUAAUCUUUACAUCCCAGCGGUGAGUAAGUACCUUCAUCAUUUAUUUAAUCACUUCCACCAUAUGGUACGGAAGACACAACAGAACGAGGCUCCAAUUUGAGUGUGUCCUUGCCCAGGAGAGGUUGGCCACACCACCGGGGUCUACGUCCCCUACUCUUCUCGAACAGUGGUGUAGGUUCUUUUACGUCCCACAAGAACAAAUCAUGCAGUGAAAGUGCUGUGAAACGGGACCUACGGUUUUUCGUCCUUAUCCGAGAAGACUAGAAAGUCUAACCGAAGUCACUGCGAAGGCAGCACUUUCUCCUCAGUUAUUUUAAGACCCUGAGUGUUGGUCCGGCUGGGAUUUGAACCCGCGACCUCCCGCUUAGCAGACCGGCACUCUCCCAACUAAGCUUCCUUUUUAACCAGGCGGCGGUUAUUAAAUAUAGUUAAGUUUGGAUAAAAGGGGAGCACCUUUUUUGUAAUUUCAAAAAAUAAUUGUUAGAUUCUUUAUAUUUGUUCGAUUGACUGCAUUCCGAAAUAAGAAUAAAUAUAAAUGGUCAGGAGUAAACUCUUGAAAACACUCAUUUUGGCGUUCAUUGCUUAGCAGUUACUAGAAAUCUAGAAAUCAGCGGCGCCGCUGACGAGGAUCAAUUUCAUAAACGCCAAGCUCUUUCUACAAACGCUACUUUUUGGGCGGUUUCCCUGGAGUGUCCGCUAACCGAUCCUUUCAGUAUAAAGCCAUAGAAUAAUUACCUCCGUAACCACUGAAACGACGGCUUUCCCCAGGGUAAAAGAGAGGGGCUGGGGCAAAUACCAAGUGUUCUUAUCCCCAUAUCUUCCGAGUAUUUGAGAUUAGAAAUUUUCGUACAAUGUGUGCCGCAGAGGCCACUACCGCUGUCGUAUGUGCUACGGCACUCGUUUGGUUUGUUUUUGUUUUUAACUGUUUGUUUCUUCUUUUUUGGUAGUUUUUGUAGAAAAGUGAACUGCGCUACGCAUCUAUUUAACAAAGGAACGCUUUUUCCGCCGAAACGAAGUACACGAUGUUGGGAUCGGGUGAUCAGAAAAAAGGUUUAAACAUCAAACAACGCUUGUCGUGUGGAGUCGGCCAUGUCUUCAACGACCUUUUCCGUCAUCUGUACAUGUCCUUUGAAAUAGUUUUCCUCAUGCAGGUAGUCGAGCUACCAGCUUUCCAGGCAGGGAUGAUUUUGUUAAUAACACAGAUAGUUGAGGCAUUCUUUUCUCUGCUGAUUGGAUACCUGUGCGACCGUGUGGAUAUACCCCUCAUUUCCAAGAGGAUGGGUCGAAGAAAGUCGUGGCAUUUAGUAGGAACGCUCCUCAUGGCACUUACACUUCCAUUUCUUUACAACAAAUGCCUCCUCUGUAGCAAUCAUAAGACAGUUGGCUGGGCUCAAUUUGCCUAUUAUGUCAGCAUAUCGGUUGCUGGAAAUGUUUCAUUCAGCGUGGUGGAGAUAAAUCAUCUUUCAGUUAUCUCCGCUGUCGCGAGGACACUCCAAGAAGGAAUGGCAGUGAACGCUAUCAGGUUCGGAAUAUCACCUCUUAUAAUUUCCAGUUUUUUUUGCUAAAUUGCCUUACACCCCUCCGAAAAGCAGUCUUAGCCGUUUCCUCGCCCCAAGAACCUCGGAGGAGAUUUUCCAAAAAUUAACUUACUGAGAGAGAGUGUCCCCUACUUCAAGGGCCUCUCAACGUCAAUUCACUAGUCUCCCUCCCCCCCCCCCCAGCAACACAAAAUGUUCCGCCGUCGUCUUUGAUUUUUUGUCCGUAAUGUCGUCUUCUAUCUUUAUUCAAGCAUUCACCAUCUUAGAUGUUAUUACACCCACGUUACGAUGUUGCCAGAUGAAUUCUGGCACUUUUAGGAAAACUCGCUGAUUGAUAAUUUGUUCUUGACCUUUAUACAGGACUGCAUUUAGCUUUUUGACGGGCAUUUUUGUUUACCUAAUCGCGUGGGGGCUUCUGGGACAGGAUAGCGGAGCGAGUCUGGGACCUGAAGACGUGUCAUCAUUUGCGGUAAACUAUUUCUGAUAAAACAUACGGUAAAUCCCCUAUAAAGCCCUCCCUAAUCCCCCCCUUAAAGGGGAAGAAAGUUAAUAAGACCCCCCUCCCCUCCCUUCCAGGAUGGUUUAUUUACCAACUGGAAGUUCGGAUUAAUUUGAUUCUGAUCAUCGGCUGCAUGACCAACCUCCAACCCUCGAGUACCUAAGCUUUUCCACCUUGUAUUCUAGUUCUUUAUGGAGAACUGAUACCGUCGUCUUUUCUACACCAAAUAAGAGAACCGUCCCGCAGUGGAGAACUUGUGUGUGGAUAUCGGGCCUUAAUGGGGGUAAUGACAUUAGUGUUGUUGUUGUUGUUGACUCACAGCACCUUACUUGGAUUGCUACUGUUACGGGAAUUGUAUUUACAAUCGUUUUCUACAUUGGUACUAAAGAAUCAAAAACUAGCACCCAUCAGGAAGUGACAACACAAGACAAGUCCUCGGCCACUUUAGAGGCGAAAGUUUUGCAAUAUGAGAAAGAAGAGAAUUAUACAGAUCUAGAACAGGCACAUUUCAGUACAUGGUGAGCUUCCUACUUUAAAUUGUGCUGCAAUUAUGUAUAUAAAAUAGAUACACGCUGUAGAUACUCUGUUAUCAUAGACUUAGUGAAUAAACCCUGUACAGUGGAUCCUAGAUAUCACGAAAAGCCAAGUGACUGGCAAAAUAUGUUCGCUAUGACGAGGUUUCGUUAUAUGGAGGUUCUAUUGUUCAUAUAUUUUACUAUUACUGGGAUAAAGGAAAUCUUUCGUUAUACCGAAGACCUCGUUAUACAAAGGUUCGUCAUAUCGAGGUUCUUAACUUCUGUGAUACUUAUUGAUUAUAGAAAGGUUAUAACGAAAGGGGACCUGGCUCUAUCAUUGUGAUUUGGGCUCCAAUGCUAUCAAUAUCAUCACCACACCACCACCACCAGCCUUUAUCACCAUUACCAUCAACAACAACAUCAUCAUCAUCAUCAUCAUCAUCAUCAUCAUCAAAACCAUCAUCAUCAUCAUCAUCAUCAUUAUUAUCAUUUUUGUUAGUCGAUAUCGCCUGUAAUAUCGCUUCUCCUCACCCCAAUCGGUCAUUUUCAUACAAGUUCAUCCUUCAUCGUGAGAUCCUAACCUGAACAAAACUGUGCGCAUUUCCCGGAAUGAAUCACCCGAAUUAAGGAGAAUAUGGAAAACGUUACAUGGCCCGCGUUAGUAAUCAAAGCCAAAAGUCUAAUAGUCAAACUGCGCACUGGUGCAGUUUGAUUUAAAUACACAAAUGACGCAAAUGUGAUGUUAUUUCAGUCCUAAGGAAAAAAACAAUCUGGAGACAAAAGAAGAUAAGAAAUGCAAGGAGAACACCGGUGCGACCUCCUCUCAGACUAAUGGCUGCGUCUGUUCAAUUCCUGAAGCUGGUUACAAGCUGACCCUAGUCAGUGAGGGCUACGAGAAAGACGCCAGUGACACUGAGAUGGAGGAAAAGGCCCGUGACAUGUCCUAUGAAACAAGCCUUAAGGAUGAUUCGGACCGCGCCCAUUCUGACGCGUACCAAUCACUGAAAAUAAAAACAGAACAGCUCAGUGAUAGGGAGAGUAAAGGGGUAGCCAAUGAAGGCUACCAGCCUGAAGUAGAGGCCAAAGAUAUUCCAACUAAAACAAGCUGUGAAGUGCACGAUAACACCGAUCAGCCUGGAAUGCAAAAGUCAAAGGAGAUUAAAAAAGAGGGGCUAACCAUAAAGGAGAGCUACUCUGGUCAUACGCUUUCCAUAGUAAACGAGGGAUACCGGGAUGAAAACGCUACCGCUGAGGUCAAAGUCAAUGACGAUGAUAUGAAGCCAUGCCUUGAACCGGCAAAUAAAGCGCCAAUAUCAAGUGCAACACAAACCAAAGAGAGUAGAAAACACAGCUUUUCUGGUGAGAAAGAACAAGGACGCGACAACGUCGAACAGAAAGAGGACGAUAACGACGAUGUAGCUUUGAACGCGCCUGAUGCUUUCCCUGUCGAAAUAACAGCUUCGCCAGAAACAGAAACGUGGAAGACGGCAUUGUUCCUGGCGCCGGAAGAACGUGGGUCGAAUGAGGAAAAAAAAGAGCGUGAUUCCGUGAUCAAAUGCGAGUUGGCAGCCGUUAGCGUCUCUGGUGAUAGGAACGAAAAUUCAAAGACGUUUAAAGAUUGGCUAAUGGAUCCUAAGCUAUAUAAGGUUAGUUUGCCAAACAUUAAUGGCUAAGUUAUUCUAAUCGAAGUUAAAACACACAGCUGCAGCCCAGCUUCUGUUAACGGAGAACAAAUCUGCUACAAAAAAAUGCCAUCCCAUUUACCCACAUCCUUUUUUAUAUCUUUUUAUAAUAUCCUCUAAACACAGCGAUGGUCACGCCACCUUCACAGAAAUUUGGAGUCUAGUUUAGAGCUGAGGUGUCCACCUUAUCGUCCCUUAUAAGAAAAUCUUGAUUACGAAAUCUGGAAAAAUCGCUUUGGAAUUGGGAAUCCGAAUUUUACUAACAAGGAAUCCGAAAUCCAAGUUCCACUGAGAAUGAAUCGGAAAUGUAGUACCUGGAAUCCGGAAUCCUUGGCGUGGAAUCCAAAAUCCAAGUCUGUCUUGGAUUCCCUUACAAGGGCGAGCCUUAUUUAGAGUCAAAGACAAUGGCUGGAGUACGUCAGAGACCAACUCUCUGAGAAAACCCUCAUAUAUAUAUUAUUUUACAUGAUGAUGAUCAUUAUUUUUCAACUGAUGGCGUACAGUCUGCCUCUUUUUAACAUUGUAAAGCGAUAAUCCUCCGUUUUCAGAAUCAACGUCUCCACUUUUAAAAUUGUUUUCAUUAACUCCAGCUGGCGGAUCAACACGACGGCCAAAUAUUUGAUCGGUUAACGAACGAUUUCGUAAAACAUUUGGGCAUAGAAAGUAGCGCGAUAAAAACAUGACGUUUUGGCGACAAUGUGCCAUAUUUAUCAAAUGCAAAUGAGGAGAAACGAUAAAAAUAUAUAGACAGAAGAACGAAGGUGAGAAAUAAUACAGCACAGACCUUUAGACGAUUCUAAGACGAGGCCAACUGUCUACGAGUACGAGAUUUUCACAAUACUAAGCAAUGCUUGCGCGUGAACCAGCGUCAUUUUGGCGGGAAAACGUGAUAGUCGUCUUCAUUCUACUACGAGUUUUAGCGAGAAUGUCGUAGUGGGGAAAAGAGGUUAUCAAAUCUUAGGAGUUCAGCAUCUCAUAAAUUAGGCACUUUUUCCCUCCCACAUAGCUUUAGCAUGUAUGGAUGCCGCAUGGAAUUUGAUUUCCCAUGAUUUUCAAUUCCCAACAAUAUAGCAUACUGAAGGUAGCGUCUAAAUCAGCCAAGGCUAUGAUUAAAUAUUUGUGAUUUUUCAGCCACUGAAAGACAGGAUUUUUCUUUGAUAUUUUUUUAUCAACAGGUUGCUGUCAUCUUUACUUGUUCACGCCUUUUGCAGGAUGCAACAUAUUCCUAUUUGCCAUUGUACCUAACAAAAACUCAAGGCUUUGAAAAGGUAAGAAAAACUAACGUCUUUUCAGUGUUUCCCUCGUUACCCUUACUUAUUACUUUUUUCCUGAUUUACUUUCUUGCGUGUUGAAAAGAAUCACAUUACAUCAAUUUCAACACAAAGGAUGGCUGCGGUCAGAGAGGCAAAUGCAGUGUAGCCAAUUUAAACUAACCAAAUGGGUUUGGUUUGCCGUCCCUUUUUCCUGCAAUUAACGUCAUUGCUACCAAUAUCGCAAGCGUCUCCCAAAAUAAGCCAACGCUGGCUGGAUGUGAAAAAUUAGCAAGGGGAUCUGAGCCAAUCGGAAACAGAGAAAUAUUCUUGAACGAAUAAUGACUGUUCUUGUUACAUUUCUCGGGCUCAAAUUAGCUAAUUCUGCCGUGAUCUUUCAAUUUCUAACGUUGUAACCUUCACGACUUGAACAGGAAUACCCUCUGCCAGGCUCUCGGUCACUGCGGACGAGCGAAAAUAGCGAGCGAGCAGUGAAAUAGCGAUCGAGCGAAAACUGCGGAAAGGGAGAACUUCGCUUCCUGAAAAACCGUUUCUCUUGCCAAAAUGUCAUAAUAUGUCAAAAAGUCAAAAGAUGCGGUGUACCAGGGUUCUACAUACUCGACAUAUUUGUUAGGCACUGCGCUCGCGAAGCCGGCCAGGCUCCACUUCUCCGUCUCUCCCCAGCCCCCGCGCUGUUUUCGCGCAUCUUUUUCUCGAUCCCCUUUCUUCUCUAUCUUGGAGCCUAGAAAAGGCUAGAGCAGGGACGGAGUGAUAAACAUUAAUUUUGCUAGCAUUGAUUUGCCCUUUGGAUAGUUUUUGAUAUCUUUUUGCAACUAGUUGUAUUAAUCUUUACUGGACUGCUUAAUUUCACAGCAAGCCGUGGCCUAUUUUCCCCUUGUUCUCUUAAUCAGCGCAACGCUGGGUAGCGCAGUCUCAAACAAACUCAGCAGGAAGUUCAAAAGCAAGGUACUAAUUAAAAGUAUACAUAGACAGCGAGCAAUCUAUUAUGUUUCUUUUCAAAGUUAAGGUGGCUCGAUACAGUUUUCCAGGGCCAGUACCUCCCAAGUUUGAGCAUAAACUACGUCGCCAUAAACAAAGUUUUGAAAAAAUUGCCACCACAGUUGUAUUAGAUAAAGAUGAAAAUUUGUUAUGAUCAGGGUUGCAACGGCAUCGGAGUUGUCAUAGCAACGAAAUGACGCUAUUACCUAUUUUACUUACAGCAGUAUAUCUCGGCACUAGGAACUGUUCUUCCAAAAUCGUUCACGGGAGCUUUUUCCUCCAACAGCGGCCUCGAUGUUCGUGAAGUUUAAGCGAAAUCGGUAAGAGCGUUAUCGAGAUAUUUUGGGAUGAAGUUUUUAUGGUUAGAAACAAAGUAAAAAAUGGACAAUAUUGUUGUUUGGCCUUUAUCUGCAAAAAGUGAAGAGAUUUUGACAUGCAAUUUCACUUCAUAGUAGUUUCAAUCUUUUUAAAAACGUGUGUGAAAGAUCAUUUAGAUAGCUCCAACCGAUUGCUAGAAAGAAGGGUUUGAUUAGUAUGUAUCGAAGCGCUCUUGUUAGCGGUUUUGUAAACAUUUUGGUCUUCUUUAACAAAUUAGCGAAUAAUUUUUAAACCGCUCGAUAGAUUUUUAAAAAAAUUUAAGAGUCUUGAGAUUAACCUUCCUUUUAUAUGACCUUUUAGUUUCAAGAUUAUUGAUACAAUGUAAGGCAGUCAAAUAAGGGCUACAAUUCGCUAAUAUUUUGGCUGAAAUUUUGUGUUUACAAGUGUGAGCCUCUCAUUAUUCAGGGUAUUGUCUCCAAGUUUCAUAUUUUCGUGCACAACAAUAGCUAGCAGUUUUGCAUAUGUCAAAUGCAUUGUGAGUUACUGCUGUUCACGUGAAAAUGAAACUUGGAGACAAUGCCUUGAAUAAUGAGAGGCUUUCACUUGUAAUAACGAGACUUCCAAUAAAAAAGUAGCGAAUUGUAGCCGUUAUUUUACUGCCUUACAAUGUAUCAAUAAUCUUGAGACUAAAAGGUCAUAUAAAAGGAAGGUUAAUCUCAAGAAUCUUAAAUUUUUUAAAAAAUCUAUCGAGCGGUUUAAAAAUUAUUCGCUAAUUUGAUAAAGAAGACCAAAAUGCUUACAAAACCGCUAACAAGAGUGCUUCGAUACAUACUAAUCAAACCCUUCUUUUUAGCAAUCGGUUGGAGCUAUCUAAAUGAUCUUUCACACACGUUUUUAAAAAGAUUGAAACUACUAUGAGGUGAAAUUGCAUGUCAAAAGCUCUUCAUUUUUUACAGAUAAAGGCCAAACAACAAUAUUGUCCAUUUUUUACUUUGUUUCUAACCAUAAAAACUUCAUCCCAAAAUAUCUCGAUAACGCUCUUACAGAUUUCGCUUAAACUUCACGAAUAUCGAGGCCGCUAUUGGAGGAAAAAGCUCCCGUGAACGAUUUUGGAAGAACAGUUCCUAGUGCGGAGAUAUACUGCUGCAAGUAAAAUAGGUAAUAGCGUCAUUUCGUUGCUAUGACAACUCCGAUGCCGUUGCAACCCUGAUCAUAACAAAUUUUCAUCUUUAUCUAAUACAACUGUGGUGGCAAUUUUUUCAAAACUUUGUUUAUGACGACGUAGUUUAUGCUCAAACUUGGGAGGUAUUGACACUGGAAAACUGUAUCGAGCCACCUUGAUCCACGCGUAACCAAUCGCGCCAGGUUUGAUAAAAACUAGAUGGAUUUUAAGAAAAAGGGGCGGACUGCAAGCAGUCUAAACCGUACACGAAUAGAAUAUUACUACAACUUUUGUUUUUGUUUUGUUUUGUUUUGUUUGCUUGUUUGUUUGUUUGUUUCACGUUGCAUCUGUACUCCUUUGUAUCGAUCCAGUAAUCAUUAUUUUAAACAUUCCGUUAGGGAGACAAAAAUUUCCGACGUUACGAGCCAAAAGCGGGCAGUGUUGUGAUUGUUGUACAUUGCCAUGGUUACGAUAUGUAAGAGAUAUAAGAAAAUAAAUAAGUGGUAUACGUUUUAUGGUGCAGAGAGGUAAAAACAACGUUUUAAAGAACGUUCUAACUAUGACAUAAAUUCAAGACCUCAAUGCUUACAGUCUAAAAUAUUUUCAUAAAUAUAAAGUUUGAUAACCCUUUUCCCAAGAAGUGACAUAUUCCAUAGCCCAAAAAUAUCCCAGUCAUAGAAUGGUAUCGUCCUAAGGUUAAUGUAGUACAUGCAUUAAAGAUUUCAUUGGAGGGUCAUUAACUUAUAUGCAACUAAUUAAGAGGCCUUGCCACGGCUGUCUGAAUCCCUACCCUUUCAUAUACCUGAAGCCUGAAAACGAUACCCCUUUCGGGUGGAGCCUCCCCUUAUAGGCCAUCAUAGGGAGUAUCCCCUGGGAGGAGGCAGUUCCCUCUCCUUGUAUUUUGAGUAAAUUCCGUGACACAGCUCCUUUAAGUUAGAGUAUGCUUUAUAACUAAGUUUUGUACCUUCUGCUUAUCAUGAUCAUCACUUUUCUGCUUUUCAUUUUUCUCAGUGGACGUUUCUUACAGCCUCGCUGCUAGUCCUCUUUGGAUGUGUAUUUAGCUUCUUCCAAACCCAAACGUCUCUUCCCAAACAGUCGACAUAUGCUCCUGUAAUCGUGAUGGGAAGCGGCAUGUCCAUCAUGUACGUCAUGGCUUUAACAUUUGCAACGGAACUUACUGGGAAAGAUAAGGUAAGAUGUUACUAUAAUGAUAGCAAUCACACACUUCUCGAGGAUGAUCACACUCUGCGAGCCAACUAGACAACGAGCAGUAUCUCUGUUUUUCUCAGUCCGUCGAGCGAAACGCGCGAGACACGAAACUGAUCACGCGCGUGACAUAAGGCGCGAGACGGGAGAGGCGCGCGCGCGUGAACUCCCGUUACUAAAUCUGAAGAAAAAGAGAGACUGCUCGUAGUCUACGAGCAAAUAUUCGAGCGUCUCAACCUGAAUGGGGUUAACUGUCAGCCGUCAAACGACCUAAAAUUCAACCGUCAACCGUCAAAAAAGGUUAUUUUAACCGUCAACGGUCACAAAUGCAGAUUAAUCUUAACUAUCAAAAAGGUUUCAAGGUACAGUUAUUUCAAAUCUUACUAUUUCAGCUCAUCUUCACGUCAGACUUAAUCAUAACUAAUUUAUUAAUUUAUUCAGAAGGUAAUAUUCACUUGAACGCUUGGACUAAAUUUCCACUUAACCGUGUCAACCGUCAAAAGUUACCACCCCAUUAACACCCUUAUAGGGAAAACAGAUUACACACAGAAACCCACUUCCUUUGCUGCUGUUACCGCCAGUAAAGGGAUGUUCAGAAAUGGUACUUUGUACAACAAAAUAUACACUCGAACCUCUAUGUGCGACGGCCUCCCAUAAGCGACCACCUAUUGACGUUGACUGAACCGGAAACUAUCACAAGUGUAUCUAUUGAAAAUUUGUACAGAAAUCCAGCGGAUCCGCCUUCUCCAUCAUUGUUUUCAUUGGAAGGGUGUUAAGCGGAGGAAUGUUUAUGACAAUCCAAGAGUUUUACCCUAAAAACGGGUAAGAAUCAAACAUGUGUUUUAUAUCUGUUAAGUAUAUAUCUGUCUGAAAUUGUUAAAACGUGGCCACUAGGUUUUCGCCUCUCCCGGCUUCAGGCCAGUGUGGUCUCCAAAAAUGUAGGGGGCUUGGCGACUUGGUCAGCACAGGCAGAUAAGCCCAACGACUGCCCUAACAGUGGGUGGGUGGCCCAAGCCUGGGGGGCAAAACUAGUGGGGUAGAGAGGGGGCUAUUUUGACACAAUCCCUUCAGUAAGGAGCAGUGUUUACUAAAGGCUUUGACUGGCAAGCACAUUGUUCUUACUUUGCCUGAGCCAGCUGAAUAAGGCCUCUGCUGACAAUAAUUAUCAUGAUAAUUGUAGAGCUCAGGGGGAGUUGUAGACAGUUACCCGGUGUCCUGAGUGAGGAGGGUGAAAUUCUUGGUACCAAGGACAUACUUAGCUGAGGAGCUGUGGACACUCACUGAAGCCAUGUUUACAUCAAUUUAGUCAGAUAUAUAUGUAUAGUGUUACUAUUAUUAUUAUCAUUAUUAUUAUUAUUAUUAUUGUUAUCAUUAUUACAUUUAGCUUUGUUUAAAAUCUAUCUAGAUGUAUCAUCCUCAUUGCCACCACUAUCACCACCAUCAUCAUCAUCAUCAUUAUUAUCAUCAUCAUCAUUUUCAUUAUACAGUGUGUAUCAUUAUUUAAUUUCCUUGUAUUUUUUAGUUCCUCAUCAGGUUUGAGCGAAAGUGAAUAUGUACGCUACGUGUUUUUUAUGGUCCCAGGAUUACUGACACUAAUUGGUUCACUGAUGGUUUUAGUUUCAAAUCCAUCAAACUCAUGUUUUUGUUCUGCAAAAGGAGGUUGGUGUUAUGUAUGUACAGCAAUCCUCUGUAUCAAGUAUACUUAGUAGUAGGUUAAGUUUGAUCGUCCUGGUGAACGUAGUCCUGAAUAGAACUGUUGUUGUUGACAGUGACUGAUUUUCCAACAACCUGUGCAAUAGCCAUUUUCAGAGUCAAAGUGAGUUGUACCACGUCAUUUGAUGGUAUUAUACUCUGGUUAUUGACCUGAUUGGUCAAUUAUGUUGCAAUCUUAUUGGUCGUGUGUCAGUUAAGCCGUGAUGCAUUGUUUAUGAAGACUCAUCAAACUACUUUUGAAAUGACUCCUGGGUUCAAACCUUUCAUAGUUAUACUUAGCAGCUUGUGAAAAUAGCACUAUCAACACUUUUAAGACUCUGCAAGUGAGGUGAAGUCUAUGAGAGGUGUCUGUCGUGUAGGGUAAGGGGAUGCAACAGGUACACUUCAACUCCACCCAACCCUCCCCCCCCCCCUCCACCCCACAGGCUCCGGAGGUCCGCUUUUAUGUUGACCAAUGAUUUCAAACAAACUGAAUGAAUGAAAAAAAAUAUUACAACAUAUUUCAUUCUCAACUUCACUGAUUGUGUAAACUACUGCAGUUCAAUAUUAUUUAACUGCCAUGACUACCAAAAAAAUACACCAGAUAUAAUACUAUUCCCACCAUAAAUUUACAUUACAAAAACCUUAGUCGUGGCUAAUGUGUAAUUUGUUCUAUUUUGUUUGUUUUCCUUUCUCUCUUUAGAAUUUUCACUAAGUGAACAAACCAUCACUGCAACAGAAGCAGACACUGUUCUUUGUCAGAAGCAGUUUCCAUUGCAGAAAUAA
Molecule: messenger RNA, 15490 nt
Organism: Porites lobata
Lineage: Eukaryota; Metazoa; Cnidaria; Anthozoa; Scleractinia; Poritidae
Source: the annotation of a GenBank genome assembly